GAGCAAAAUUUAUCUAUAUUUCCAUAUUAUUCGAGGAACAUUCUGAUCUUCUACAAUUGUUCUCGAAAUUCUACGACCUGAAGACAAAAGAACAGCAAGCGACGUCAGAAGAUUUGGCCGAACAUGCAAAUAAAGUAAUGGAAACGUUAGACGAAGGCAUUAGAGGUCUAGACGACUUAGACACAUUUUUCGAAUAUUUACAUCAAAUUGGUGCUUCCCAUCGGAAAAUUCCUGGAUUUAAAAAGGAAUAUUUUUGGAAUAUCGAAAAACCAUUUUUAACCGCUGUCGAAUCAACACUUGGUGACCGUUACACCGAAAACGUUCAAGGCAUUUAUAAGAUUACAAUAAAGUUUAUUAUCGAGACGCUGGUAACAGGGUAUGAACAGAACGAUAGUGCCAAUAACACCCCAACAUCGCCCACGGCUAACAACACGACUGAAAAGAGCCCACCGUCGCAAGUCAAUUCAUAAUUAACAAAUCCUCCGGGAUCCAGUGCACAAGGGGCGCGUCUUCGCUACCACCCAGCUUCGAUAAACAGGUGUAUACAAGGAUGUAUAAUUGUAUAUUUUUAUAAAGAAUUGAUGAUUACAUAACGAAUUUCCACCUGAUCCCCCAUUCACUAUAUACAAGAAAAGGAUAUUAUAGAACUGUACAUGUAUGUAUUCCGAAAAGACGUAUUAUAUUCUAACCCAUGUAAAAUAUUGACAACAUAGAAGUAUAGAAGUUGCAUAAAUCGUUAUAUAUCCAUGUAAUAGAGCAAACACUUCAAGUGAGUACAUUUUUGGAACACAGUUGCGAUCUAUAUGUGUAAUUUUCGCGCAGACUAGGCCCGAGUAAUGUAAGGUGCGGAGCAUGCUCGCAAUUCACUUAUUGGUCACGAUAUUAUUUAAGCAGUGAUUCUUGAUCCUUGUUUUGUGCGAUACUGUCAAACACUAUACUAAGCGGAAUAGUAAAUUAAGUGUAAACGGUUAUAGAAAUAAAGCAAAGCGUA
Molecule: messenger RNA, 991 nt
Organism: Hermetia illucens (black soldier fly)
Lineage: Eukaryota; Metazoa; Arthropoda; Insecta; Diptera; Stratiomyidae
Exons: 3
Coding region: 138-470 (110 amino acids)
Molecular function (GO): heme binding; oxygen binding
Source: RefSeq, a predicted model, not a curated record